CUGGAAUGUGCCAACGUGGCAUGAGAUUGUAACAAACCAAAUUGCGUCUGGAAUAAACCUCCAAAGAAAUCCCAUCUCCUCCUCAUUAUAUUUCUCUUUUGGGUUUCACGAUCAACGUCGUCAACGGAAAACUGCCGUCGAAAACCACCGGAAUUUGGGUGAACAGAAAGAAAAUCACUAAAAAGAUGGCUCUGAAUCCGCAACUGUUUCCGAACGGGAUGCCGGUGCCUUUUGUGAACGAGAUGUUUGUAUUGGCAAGGGAUGGCGUGGAGUUUGAAAUUGAUAAGAUCCCCGGAGCUCAAGGAGGGCAUCUGAAAGCAAAGGGUAUAAUCUACUUGUCUAACAUACGGAUGGUUUUUGUUGCAAGUAAGCCUGUUGCGGACUUUGUUGCUUUUGAUAUGCCCCUGCUUUACAUUCACGGUGAAAAGUUUAACCAACCAAUAUUCUUCUGCAACAAUAUAUCUGGAACGGUGGACCCUGUUGUACCAGAAAAUGAUCACAGGGCAUUAUAUUCACCUCACUCGUUCAAGAUUUUGUUUAAAGAAGGUGGUUGUGGAACUUUCAUACCCUUGUUCUUCAACCUUAUCGGAUCAGUGAGACAGUUUAACCAACAGGCAGCAAGAGCAGAACCUCGUAUGGAUCCCAUGCAAGCUGCACAGACUCCAGUUGAUGAGAUGAUGAGACAUGCUUAUGUCGACCCGAAUGAUCCGACAAGGAUAUUCCUGCAGCAGCCCACUCCUCAGUCACAGCUUAGGCGGCGGGGAUACCAUUCACAGCCUGCUGAACACGCCAUUUGAUGUUUAUAGAGACAAUGUAUGGCUUAUUUCAUCUCAAGGACAUAUGAGGGCUACAUGUGUUGUAUAUUAGGCGAUUGUGAUAUUUCAUUGUAAUUAAGCAGAUAAUAAGCUGAUGCUACUUUAUACUGAAGAAACAGAAUGCAAGUUUGUUUUAAUUUGUAAUAAAAGUACAAGAAAAUUUCUAUACUGAUGUAUCUACUGUACUACUUUGAUGCCUACUGCCCUUGUGAAUUACCUUGUGUGAAUUAUGGUUGUUCUCUGCCUGAGAAAUAUGCCUUUGCAUUCAUUUAGUUAGUCGGAUUAAACCUCGUCUCAGCCAUAGUUGGUAUGCUGUCAUGUAAAAGGCGUCGAAACUUGUUGGAGUAGCGUGCCAUGUAAAGUGUUUUCUAAUGAGGCAGAGAUUGCUGUACAGUCUUUGGUACCUUUGUUGUGAUAUGGAUAGCAAUAUCUGUUUCAGCUGUUUGAAAUCUGCUUCCUGGAUGACAAUGGAGAACUCUUUCCAAUCCAGUACGUCUGCGAGUGGAAGGUCGUAGUAGUUGGAAAUUAGAACUGGAAUGCAGCCAUAGUGUAUAGCAUCGCUGAUUCUUGCUGUGUUGACCUCAUAGCCUUUGAUGUGAAGGCAGAAUUUACUUCUUUUGAAGCCUUCCUCAUAUUGAAGGGAAGAACCAACACCAGAUGAUACGGCUAGUGAUGUGUCAUUGCUCCAUGCAUCCAGUAUCCUCUGUCGGAUUAGGGAAUUUUGCGCUCGCCCAGCAAAGAAAAUGAGUUUAUUCCUGCUGUUGAACUCAGGUGGUUGGCAUGAAGCCAGGUCCUGCUCCUGUUGGCGAGGCCAUAUUUGGGGUAAUGCAAUGUCCUUGUGGGUAGUAUACAGCCUCUGGAAAUAGCUGGAUGAGCAGGUGAUUUGAAUAGCAUUGUUGUGCAGAGCACGGUGUUUGGAGGCGGCUUCCCGGCCAAUGGAAUGACAGUAGACAUAAAAGUGAUCAGCACCUCCAGAGGCAUUCCAAUAAGGGAAUCGGGAACUAACAUUGGUGGUGUACUGGGCAAUGAAAUCGGAAAUGGAUGAAGCCGAAUGCACUUGGGGAUGAUUACGCAUGGCAUUGAUAGAGAAAGGCAUGUAGAAGAAAUUAGCCUGGUCCGGAUGUUUGGUAACUAGUGGACUGCGAAGAAGAGCCACCUUGAAGGCAUGUUCACUGAAAUAAUUCCCUAGUUUCGGGUUCUUGAAUGCUUCUGGUUGCGGGAGGAAGAUGCUGUGAAAUGGCGAAGGGGGUGCAGUUGGGGCAGCUUCAGGGUACACGAAGAUUCUGAGAUUGCUCAUCAUUUCUUUAUAAUCGGCCGAGAAAAGUGCCCAGUCGUGGUAAGGUCCGCUGCCGGCGGUGACAUUGGCAGUAGAUUUGGGUGGCGCAGAAGCUGGAGCUGAGCUUCCUCCGCUUGAAACAUGAUUCAAAUUAGCUUGGCCAAUAGCUGCUGCAGAUUCUCCUGAUUGGACAGGCGACCGGAAGCCUGGCCGCGUGCGGUUGUCAGAAAGAACGUCCACCACCGCCACCAAGUGAGGAGUUCUCUCUGAUUCCAAUUCAAACGGUCUCCGGGAAAUGAGUCGCAUCUUCGAGGGUAGAAGCACCAACAUGAAGGCUGCCAAGAGUAAGAGGAACUUCCACCAUGCUGGCCUGAGUAUAGAAUUGGACGGCUGCCGGCGGAGGACUUGGUGCUGUGACCGAGAUCGCCGCAGCCGGAAUCUAAACAAGUCAUUACUACUACCUGUGCUCUCACUGUUGAGUUGGUCCAUCGGGGGAAAGGCCAGAAUCACAGAGGAGGAAAUGAGGAAAACAAGGGUCGUGGACUCCUGAGGAUGGGGAUUUGCGAAAAGACGAAAGCAGAGAAAGAAACAAAAGCAUUGAUAUUGGUGGGGAUUGGCUUCAGCGGUUACUUCAAUGUUGUUGUUAAUUUCUACAACACCUCUUUAAUAGGCUUUUUCAUGCUGGCUAUCUGGGACUGGGAAAUGGGAUGCCGGCGUGUCCUUACUGCCACAGCUACUCGUGGUAAUAAAAUAUAAAUUUAGUCGGUUUCCCCGUCUGUAUUUGGAGCCCCACACGAGUGGCUACUUGCUGACGUCCCAUUGGGUACAUGGCUUUACAUUUACAAUUUUUGGGAUAUUUUGUUUACAGUCGACAACAAAAAUAAUGCAUCGGC
Molecule: messenger RNA, 2984 nt
Organism: Oldenlandia corymbosa var. corymbosa
Lineage: Eukaryota; Viridiplantae; Streptophyta; Magnoliopsida; Gentianales; Rubiaceae
Source: the annotation of a GenBank genome assembly